GACGAGGUACCGCCAACAUUCUUUUCCGAGUCCAUCUCCUCUUUGUGGCCGAAAAGGGUAAACGCUUCCGCAGCAGCGUAUAAACCUAGCCGUCUGGACAAGGCAUAUAGACUGGUUUCGAACCACGGAAACACAUUUUGUCCAAUCGAGAAUUUGGACGACGACAAGAGACGACAAACAACAGACGACAGUGCACUGCAUCAGAAGGGGGAAAAAAAUUCGAAUCGACCCCCGUCUUUUCGACUCGCCGUCAACAUGUCGACGACGCAACUCGCCGACGUCGUGGCCGACCGGCUGCCGCUCAUCGCGUCGGCGGCCGUCAUACUGGGCGUGACGUUUGUGGUGCAGUACUUUUUCUUCAAGGACCCCUUGGCCAACGUCCCCUUUGUCGGCACCGAGUUUGGCGGAGAGGAGGCCCGGAGGGAGCAGUUCCUCAAGGACGCAAAGCCGUUUUAUCUCGAGGGGUUUCGCAUGAACAAGGUGCACAAGGUGACGUCGCCGAGGACCGACACUACCGUUUCAAUCCCCGCCGAGUUCCUGGAGGAGCUCAAGAGGCUGCCCGAUGACACCAUCAGCUUUGGCGGUGCCGUGAACGAGGUCAUGGCCGGCAAAUACACUGGAAUCGAUGGGAUUGAGCCAACUGCACCGCACUUGGUCAAGAGCCACCUCACCCCGGCCCUCGCCAAAAUCAACCCCGUCCUCACCGAAGAAGUCGCCCGCACCGUCCGCGAGGAGCUCGGCUCGCUCGAGGACUGGACCGAGGUCAACAUCCACAGCAAGCUGCUGCGCAUCGUGGCCAUCGUGUCGGGGCGCAUCUUUCUGGGGCCGGAGCUGUGCCACAACGAAAAGUACAUCGAGUCGGCCAUCUACUACACGAUGGAGCUCAACCAGGGCCGCCAGGCCAUCUUUCGGCUCCCGGCGUGGCAGCGGCCGUUCCGCGCCUGGUUCCUGCCCGAGAUCAAGAACCUGCACAAGCGCGAGCGCGAGUUCUACGCCCUCAUCGAGCCCAUCGUCAAGGCCCGCCGCGAGGCCCGGAGGUCCGACCCCAACUACCAGGCCCCCGACGACAUGCUCACCUGGCUCGAGGAAUCGCAGGACAAGACCACGCGCAAGAGCAUCCGCGAGAUUGCCAAGCUGCAGCUGGGGCUCAGCUUUGCCGCCAUCCACACCACCACCAUGACCACGACCAACAUCAUCUACGACCUCGCCGCCCACCCCGAGAUGAUCGCCGAGCUGCGCCAAGAGGCCUCGGCCGCGCUGGCCGCGCACGACGGCGCCUUCACCGCGCCGGCGCUGCACACCAUGAAGAAGAUGGACUCGGUCAUGAAGGAGAGCAUGCGCAUGAACCCGGCCGGCUACUCGGCCUUUAUGCGCAAGGUGCUCAAGCCCUUUACGCUGUCCAACGGCCAAGAGAUCCCCGCCGGCGUCACCAUCGAGGUCCCCGGCUACGGCGUGUCGCGCGACCCCGAGACCUUCCCCAACGCCGACAGCUGGGACGGCCUGCGCUUCUUCAGGCUGCGCGAGUCGGGCGAGACGGUCGGCAGCUCCAAGCAGGGCGGAGGCCGCGCGUCCGCCGUCGAGGUCAGCGCCCAGAACCAGUUCGUCAGCGUGUCCAAGAGCAGCCUCGGCUUCGGGUACGGCCGCCACGCCUGCCCCGGCAGGUUCUUUGCCUCCAACGAGGUCAAGAUGAUCCUGGCCAGGCUGGUCCUCAACUACGAUGUGAAGCUGGCUGGCGGUGCCACGGAGAGGUACAAGAACAUUGAGGCUGCCGGAUCGUGUGUUCCCGACCCUACCAAGAUGCUUCUUUUCAAGGAGCGUGCUUGAACUCUGCAGCAGACGACACGAUGAAGAAUAAAUUUCGCGAAACAUCUUUGUCGGCAUGGCAUUGCGGUGUUUAUAGAAGCAGAGCGCGGUUGAUUGGGUACGAAGCAGACUUACAAAGGAUGUAGCAUGCUUGUUUUCUUUUUCUUUUGUGCUUAUAGCAAAUGCAAUUUUCAAUGAGCGUCAAGAUUGAUGUUUGGAGUCGAUAUUAAGUAGCGAAUCAUUCU
Messenger RNA from Pyricularia oryzae 70-15, 2048 nucleotides. RefSeq names its product ent-kaurene oxidase. The record is from RefSeq and is a predicted model, not a curated record. NCBI's taxonomy places the organism in Eukaryota, Fungi, Ascomycota, Sordariomycetes, Magnaporthales, Pyriculariaceae. Gene Ontology annotation, molecular function: monooxygenase activity; heme binding; oxidoreductase activity, acting on paired donors, with incorporation or reduction of molecular oxygen. The transcript is spliced from 7 exons. Bases 256 to 1824 code for a protein of 522 amino acids.